AUAAAUAACGAAAUAUAUUAUUGCCUAAAAAAACGCCAUAAGAAAUGUAGUAAAUGUUUGAAGAAUUUAAUGUAAAAUAUAACAAAAAAUAUGCUUCUUUAGAUUAAUCAUCCUAUAGAUUAAACAUUUUUACUGAAAACUAUAAUUUUAUCUAAGAUCGUAAUUAAUAAAUUACAAACUUAGUAUUAGAAAUAAACUAAUAUACUGAUUUAACUCUUGAAGAAUUCAGAUAGCUUCAUUCUGGUUAUUAAUAAAAAUAAAAAAAAACAUUAAGAUUGCGCAAAAAUACAAAUUUUUAAAAUGAAGAUUUACCUGAAUCUGUUGACUGGAGGGAUAAGUUAACAACCCCAGUUUAAAAAUAAGGAGCUUGUGGAAGUUGUUGGGCAUUUUCCACCAUAGUUGCUUUAGAAGCUGCUUAUGCGAAAUAAACAGGAGAAAUAGUCAAGCUUUCAGAACAAAAUGUUAUGGAUUGUUGCAAAUUAGAAGAUAAAGGAUGUAAUGGUGGAGAUCCAGAAAGUGCUUUAAAUUGUGUUACAAAGUUAAUUAAAGGAAUUAUGAAAGAAGAUGAUUAUCCUUAUUAAGCUAUAACAAGAAAAUAAUGUGAUUUUGUUAAAGAGAAGUCUGUAUAUCUUCCCGAUAAUUAUGAAGAUAUAACUCCUAAAAAUGAGUUAGUUUUAAAAAGUUUUGUCGCUAAAUAGCCUGUUUCUACAUGUAUUGGAGCUACUACUUAAAUAUUCUAAUUCUAUAAAAGUGGAAUUAUUAGUCACAGUGAGGAUUGCUUAAAUUUACCUGAUCAUUGUAUAGGUAUUGUUGGGUAUGGAGUUGAAGAUGAUAAUAAAUAUUGGAUUGUAAAAAAUUCCUGGGGAAACUAAUGGGGAGAAUAAGGUUAUGUAAGAAUUCUUAGAACUGAUAAUUCUAAUGAUAUUGGGAUGUGUGCGAUUGCAAGUGAACCAAGAAUUGUUAAUUGGUAAGGGGGAAAUAAUAAUUAAACUAAUUGAAUUUUUUUUUUUUUACG
Molecule: messenger RNA, 1015 nt
Organism: Ichthyophthirius multifiliis
Lineage: Eukaryota; Ciliophora; Oligohymenophorea; Hymenostomatida
Product: papain family cysteine protease, putative
Exons: 1
Cellular component (GO): lysosome
Molecular function (GO): cysteine-type endopeptidase activity
Source: RefSeq, a predicted model, not a curated record